Molecule: messenger RNA, 4854 nt
Organism: Bacillus rossius redtenbacheri
Lineage: Eukaryota; Metazoa; Arthropoda; Insecta; Phasmatodea; Bacillidae
Exons: 14
Coding region: 279-4337 (1352 amino acids)
Source: RefSeq, a predicted model, not a curated record
AAAUUUUGAGCACGUGGUGUUGUUUAUAAAAUGUUUCCGUAUGGAGUUGCGUUUCCUAAAGUUAUAUUUUCAAGUUCUUAAUAAUUUUUGUGUAGUUAGGGUAGGAAUUAAUAAUUAGUUAACAUGUUUAUAAAUAAAGGAUAGUGUGUAUAAAGUCUUGAAAAAUAUUUAGUUAACAUUUUCUGUCCCAGGUUUAAUCAAUGCCGUAAAGUCGUCUAAAUUUAUAAAUCGAAAGAUGGUUAGUUUUUAAUGUGGAGUUCAAAAGAAAAUAAUGGACUAUGGAGUUUCUGUCAGAGUUUUCGAAGCGGCUGGACAGUGAUGGGGAGCCGCUCGCGAAGCGGCUGUGCCUGGCGCAGCGAGCCUUCCACUCUGCGGCGCUGGCCGUGCCCCUGAAGGAGGAGCUGAUCCUCGGCUGGCUCAGCGGGGCCGACCGGUCCUCGGAGGACGUGUGGCUCGCGCUGCAGUCGUGCCUCUCCGCCGACCACCUGACCUGCCUGAGUCCCGCGGUCGCAUCCUCCGUGGUGAAGAUGGUUUGUGAAGGACUGAACAGUGACAUGGUCAAGAGUACUCGUCAAGUAGUUUACUCAUGCGCACACAAAGUUCUGGACAGCAGUGUAUUUCAGUGGAGUUUGAAGAAAUGUGUCCAAGAAUACUUGGACAUAAUAGUGGCCAUUUUUGAGGAGGUUGAAGAUCAUAAGUCAUUUCUAAAAAUUGUAGCUUGUGUGAAGGGAUACCACAACAGUUUGGUAGAUAACAAGGAUGAAUUUGUGAAAGGGUUUGUAAAGCGCGCCCUGUUUCCUUUGCUGAAGUUGUUCGACGACAUUUCCUCUACACUGCUCGUGACGGAGAAGGCCACAGAUCUCAGGACCACAUUGGUGACUCUUUUGCAGCAGAUCUUGUUUCCAGAACAGGAGAGCAGUAGCCAAGUACAAUUCAUCAGCCACUUGUUUGGUAAUGAAGGAGAAAACGUGCCUUGUGAUAAAAACUCAGUACUGCCUCUGGUAUUUUCAGAGUUGCAUGCUGCACUGAACCAAUAUCCAAAGUCUUUAAGUGUUACCGGUUACUGCAUUGUAUUCCAGUCGUUCAUCUGUAUGCAUAACACGAACCAUGCAGUCAUUGUAAAGUUUCUUAGAGUUCUUUUCUACCUUGUUGGUUUCAAGUCGAAAUUCCUGAACAAAGUUGAAGAAAACACUCUUGAGCUGAACGAGCCUGUCAUGAAAGAGAUAUCAAAGCCAGCUAAACGCAAGGCUGUGUCGUACGCUGUUGUCAGCGGCUUGGUGAAAACACUCACAGACGUCAGUUUUGUGCUGGAAGGCGAAUGCGAGAUGUCGUUGAUGAACGUGCUGGUAGGUUUGUGCGUGUCGUCGACACAGAAGUCAAAGGAGCAAAGUGUGUGUGCAGAGUUUCUGAAAAUGUGCUCAUCCGUGAUCUACUACAGCCCUGUGACCAUGGCUCCGAAACUAUUUGACUUCUUGGUGCCAGUAAUGCUGAUUAAAAAAUGUGAUGAUGUUGAGGUUAGUUAUGCAUAUCUUGAGUUCUUGCACUGUGUCUUGGAGGUGUUCUUCAAACUUUCGCGUGUGUACAAGCUGUUUACGAAGUUGCUUCCUUUACUCAGAGAUGCUUUAUCAGUUGAAAACAACGCUGAUUUGGUCUUGGAUGAUGUCGUUCCGAGAGAUUUCUGUAAACAGCUGUGCCUGAAAGUAAUGGUACUUCCUAGUGCACAGAUCUUCAGUACCAUAAAAUGUUUUUGUUACCAUUUAAAAGAAGACUUCGACAACCCAUUGGUUCAGAAAAAAUCAGGCAGCGCGUCCCGGCUGUACCUGCAGGUGCUGGAGAGCCUGGUCUGCACGUUCCUGCGGGGCGUGAAGGUGGCCUGCCACAGCGUGCCGGCCCUGGUCGCGUCCACCUUCGCCCGCCAUCUCGCCGAGCUGGAGGGGACGCUCUCCGGCUACGCUGCAGCUCUGCUCGCCCGUCCGUGCGAGGACUGGGAGCUGGCGGCUCUGCUGGGGAUGUGCCACAGCGUGGGAGAGGUGCACCUGCUCUUGGCCAACUACCGGCCCGGAGCCCGGAGCGCGGGCCUGGGGUGGGCGGACUCCGGCACCUACGACAUGGCGGGGCUCCACCCCUACAUCGCCGGCGACCUGUGGCAGGCCAUCCACGGGAGAGUGAGCAGCUGCAAGGGGCAGAGUGCCGCCAAGGAUAAACUGGAUGAGCUGCUGCUUCAGAAGCUGGCGGCCCUGCAGCUGCUGGGCGGAGCCGAGGACACCCGCCCUCGGCAGGCUGGGAUCACGGCCCACCUGGCGUCCCUGGCGUCGCCGCACUCCGCGUGGCUGGCGCCCGGCCUGCCGCUGCUGUCGCCGCUGCUGGACGGACGCCAGCUGCUGUCCCUGGCCCGGACGCUCCUGCUGGACCCACCCGCGCCCCUGCACAGGUUCCUGCGAGACGACGCAAAAGUGAUUGAAACAUUGGUUUGGGUGUGCGUGGAACAAAUAGGAAGCAAAUUGGCUCAGUGUCUUUCUGACGAAACAGGAUCAUUUCCUUUCCGGUCUCAAGAAGAGCUCACCAUGUAUUUUCUGAAAAGAUUUUCAUGCGGCGAGAGAAGUGAAGAUUCUCUCUCGCCGCUGCUGACAAGCCUAGGCAGAGUGGUCACUGCGGCCUGCGAAGGAGGCAGUGUUUUCCAGUCGGACAGCCUGAAGCUCGUCGAAGUGCAGAUGCUGGAGCAGCACGUGGGUGUUCUGAAGGCCCUCCCAGUGAGGUUCCUGUCUGUGGACGUCCAGAGAUUGGUGGCUCUCACUGCUGUUUUGUUGGCAGAGUGCCUGCGCAAGAUUGACCCCGAUAGUCCGCUCAUAGGUGUUCUCUGCGGAGAUGUACUUCUAGGUUUGGUGGAGGGUAGCAAGGCCUUGAACCUAGGUGCCAGCGUGGGGAUUGGCUCGUUGGCUUGCCGGCUGCUCGACGCGGGUGCUCUUCUCAACAAGCUUAGGCAGAGGCUGUUGUUCCACCGGCUGUUUGCCAUCCACUUCCUGCACGACGGAGCAUUAGAGGACUUGCAGCCCUUCCUCCGCCGUCUGACUGCAGCCGACAGCCCUCUCGAUGCUUCGCUCGGAGCUCUGUCCGCACUCCUCUUCUCGCUGCACAAGCUCAAUAGAGAGCAGAUUGUCAAGAAUGAGACAUUUCUGCAGGAGGCCGUACUUAUGCCAGCUUGUGAGAUCGUAGCAACAGUGAAAGCAGAGCAUUGUGAGCAGGAUAGUGCCAACCUGGAAGUCUUUGCCAACAUCCUCAGCUUGGAACUGAAGAUGACUAAGUUUGUUGUGAUUAAACAACACCUCUCAAAAUUCAUCACUAUUGCGUUAGCAGGACUUCACAUUCGAAAUGAUGGGCAGGUGCAUAAUUGCACAGUAUUCAUAAAGUUGCUGUUGCAACACCGUGAGAAGCUUACUGAGUUUCUUCCUAAGGACUUUGUUGUCUCUGUUUGGACUGCAUCAAGCACACACGUUAGUGAACAGUUGGGAAGAUUGGUACUAGAGGCUGCGUCCGAUGAAGAGUUUGACACGAUCCUCACUAGUCUGCUUCAGAAGACUCGUGAUAGGCUGAAUAGCCAGUCGGCCAACAGCAUUCUCAUGAUGUGGUGGCAGAGUGUGGUCAUCUCAUCCCUAGCAUCUGGCAAGUCUGCCAUCAGACAGACAGCGGUAGAGAGGCUGUGUGAGUCGUUGUUGGCCAGUCUGGACCACUGUUAUGAAGGCAUAGUUGAGAUCCUAAAAAUGGAAGAAGCAUUGAUUUCUAACCCACAGGUUCGCAUGGUGCCUCACGUGGCGGACCUGUGCCUGCUGAGCGUUUCGUCCGUCCCCUCGCCCGUCGUGGAGGAGCGCUUCCCCGAGGUGUGGCCCGCCAUGCUGUCCGUGCUCCACCAGCUGCACACCCACCGCCCCGCCUGGCUGUGGGACCGGCUGCCCGGCACGCUGCAGUGCUACCGGCGGCUGUUCUCCGCCCUCGCGCAGCUGGCAGACGUCGGCCGGAGCCCCUCGCCCCUGGCGGCGGGGCAGGUGGCCACCGGCGCCCUGGGGCUCACCAAGUUCACGGACUCUCUUGUUGGUUCAAAACAACAUUUGAAGAGGGUAUGUCCAUAUAUCAUAGCAGACAUGCUACAUGAAAUGGACAUUCAUAACAUCCAUCCAUCUGUUAAGGUACAUUUCCAAAACUGUAUCAACUGCCUGCUGUCCAUGAGUGAUGAGAAUGAAGUCAUGUUCUUGCUGCGAACCCUGAAACCAGCCGACCGCGAGCUCUUCAAGUCCUUGUACCAGAAAUACAAGAAGCAUUUCCAGUUUACUGGCAAGAUUUAACUCGGCAUUUCUUUGUGUAACGGUCAUAUAUCUUCCAGGCAUCCUCUGUUGCCUAAAAAACAAAACCCUGAUGCAAAAUGGCAUUUGCAAACAGCAUAAAAACUGCAAAUGUGUAGGUGGUAAGCACAUUCUGUAAAGUUUUGAUAAUUUAAGAGUCACUACCAAAAACACCUGCCAGUCAACGCAUACUCUUCUUAGAAUUUAGCCUCAAACCUUGGUGUGUGUGAUAUCCAUUGUUGGCACCCAUGUUCUGCACUGUGUUUGUUAAAAGUUUAAAUUCGUAUUCACAUUCACGUGACUAAACAAAUUUCUUAUAAUAUGUUACAUGCAGAGAAAUUAUCUCUGAUAAAUAUUACCUAUUCUUUAAAAACUUAUUUAGCAAGUUAGUUUUGAAAAUCUGGAAAUAUAAAGUGUUUUAUCAGGCACCAUUUUUUUAUAGUUUAGAAUUAAUUCGGAUACACAAGAACAUGUUUCGAUUAUAGUAGGCAUUGAAAUAAAAUAAUAAGAAUUCAAAAAA